AGACUAGGUGGAGUAAAUCUGAGCUGGUGGGGUGAGCAGCGCAAGGCUGAGGAAAGAUGCAUGAAAACAGACCACAGAUGGGAGAGAUAAACAGGAUCCCUGGGCUGUGACUGAGGAGGCAGGUCUCUUUAAUGGCUCUUAGCAACGCCCCUGCUCUGACCCUUCUCAUAUGUGAGGAAAAUCAAAUCAAUACACUGUUCUUCAAACCACGAUGCUGCAGCAGCAGCAGGGCAUUGUGGCAGCCUUCGUCUCUUAAAUUCAUCUUCGCUUUUCAGUGUGCUGGUUUCUGGAUAUCCAUCCUUGCAUCUCUGCUAAGGAAGACUGACUGCAUCUUUAAUUGGAUUGCUUGAGCUCCCAUGCACAACCUUCUUCUUAUUAUCAAGUAUUAGAGAUGGCUAACAGAGGACCAAGCUAUGGCUUAAGCCGAGAAGUUCAGGAAAAGAUUGAACAGAAAUACGACGCAGAAUUAGAGUCUAAGCUGGUGAACUGGAUUAUUGUGCAGUGUGGAGAACAGAUAGAGCACCCUCCUCCUGGAAGGCAACAUUUUCAGACCUGGUUGAUGGAUGGAACACUGUUAUGCAAGUUAAUAAACAGUUUGCAUCCAAAGGGAAACGAGCCUAUUGCAAAGAUCUCUGAAUCAAAAAUGGCUUUCAAGCAGAUGGAACAAAUAUCUCAGUUCUUAAAAGCUGCUGAAAUAUACGGAGUAAGAACAACAGAUAUUUUCCAGACAGUGGAUUUAUGGGAAGGGAAGGACAUGGCAGCAGUGCAGAGAACCUUAAUGGCUUUGGGCAGUUUGGCGGUCACCAAGGAUGACGGCUGCUACAAAGGAGAUCCGUCCUGGUUCCACAGGAAAGCACAGCAAAAUCGACGAGGAUUUUCAGAAGAGCAGCUUCGGCAGGGACAGAACGUAAUAGGCCUUCAGAUGGGCAGCAACAAAGGAGCAUCACAGUCGGGCAUGACAGGCUAUGGGAUGCCAAGGCAGAUUAUCUAAAAGCAUCUCUGUCUGUGGAGAAAACACUCCUCUGCAGCAUGGUCUGUUAAGGAAAAAAAAAAAAAAAAAAAAAGAAAAAAAUGCUUAUUAGUUCCUUUUCUGCCUGGUUUUUAAUAGUUAGUGCUCUCUAAAGUUUGGGGUAUUUUUGGUUUGGUUUGUUUUCUUUGCAGCUGCAAGAGUUUGCCUAGGAACUUGGGUUUUGUGGUGGUGUGUGUCAGUUCACAGCACGUGCGCACUGCUGCCUCCUACUUUUCACUUCUGAACUAUGCAAAUACAAUUAUUCUGUAUUAAUUUAUUGGCAAAGUGUUAUCUUCCAUAUUUGUCUCACACUGCACUUGUAUUUCAACCAGUAACCUCGUUCUUCAAUCAGUGAUGAUAUUGUUUGACUGAAGAAUAAAGACGAAAUAAAGAUA
This is a messenger RNA of Pyrgilauda ruficollis (rufous-necked snowfinch), 1404 nucleotides long. RefSeq names its product transgelin 3 (gene TAGLN3). NCBI's taxonomy places the organism in Eukaryota, Metazoa, Chordata, Aves, Passeriformes, Passeridae. The record is from RefSeq and is a predicted model, not a curated record. Gene Ontology annotation, molecular function: protein binding. The transcript has 5 exons. Bases 392 to 991 code for a protein of 199 amino acids.